AUGGCGAAGAAGGAUAAGAAGAAAAAGGAAAAUGAGGAACCACCGGAGUCAGAAGUACAAGAAGAAGUUUUGGUGGCGACUACGGAUCUGGAACCAGAACCACCAGAAGUUCAAUACACCGAUACUUCGUACACAAGCGCCUCAUUUGAAUCAUUGCCACCAGUUAUAGAAGAACCAAAACCAAAGAAAAAAAAGGGAAAGAAAAAAGCCGAAGAGGCCGUCGAAGAAGUAGUAAAGAAGACUAGCAGCGAAUUGUUCCAGUGGUCAGAGGAAUCUUUACCUCUUGAGGAACAAGUGCAGAAAGUCGAAGAGGAACAAGUUGUUGUUAAAAAGAAAGGAAAAAAGAAAGGAAAGAAAGAAAAAGAGGAAAUACCUGACUUUGAAAAGCCAAAGAAUUGGAAGAAGAUGAAUAAAAAGGAAAGAGAAAAUUGGCUUCAACAAAGAAUAGAGGAAUGGAGGGCCGAAAAAGAGGCUGAGAAGCAAGCAAUUUUAGCUGGAGCAAAAGAGAAAAGGGCAGCUCUGGCUAAAGAAAGGGCUGAACUAAUGGCGAGUGACCACGCCGAAGAAGAUAUAAGAAGAGAUAUACUAGCGAAAACGUGUACCCUGUUUCAUAAGUAUGAAAAAGAAAAAUUCCAAUUGGCCAGACAGAAACAACUAGAUGACGAAUGGCAGCAAUAUCUGAAAUGCGAUGGCUUACCAGAUCCACGUGUUGUGACCCAAAUGAAUACAUACAUACAUGUAUGGCAAGAAAGUGGUAAUUGUGACGAUGAUGAAUUGGACAGACGAUGUCAGGAGGCAUUACCAAUGUUAGAAAUGUUGGAGGAAUUUAUGGCUAACGCUAGACAAUACACGCAACAACAAGCAGCUAAUUACAAUGAGAUCCGUUUAGAACUUCGACAUCAGUUAGCUGAAGCUAUACAAUGCGCUUCAUUCACACUCUUACGUGAUUUGGAGAAUAAAUUGAAAUGGGAUUCAAUUAAAUUAGCAAUGUACGAGCGUGAAUUCAAAGGUUUGAAACUAAAUUUAUGGGUAGCUGUCCCCUUGCCAACUAGGAAACCUAAACCGGUUGAACCAGAAAGGGAACCCGUUGAGCUAUUCUUUCCUUCUAUAAAAGUGGGUGUAAAGUUACCCAAAACAAUAGAUGGCUCACGUGUGUGUGUUCGUGCGGCUAGAUCUUUGAUAGACCUUCUAAGUGAAAGUUCUAGAAGCUUCAGCCUGGCUGCAGAAAUGCCGAAUAGAUAUGAAGAUCUCUUUAUAUUUAACGUAAAAGAACACGUUGAGACAUACAAGCUAAAGAAAGAACAAGACGAAAUAAGAACAAAGUUCUAUAAAGAAAUACGGGAAAGAAUAAAAGAAGUUGAAGCAUUUUUGAAAGCAAAUCCAUAUACAAAAAACGAGAAAGAAAAAGACGAAUUGGAUAAUCUUAAUAUGGCUGAACCACCUUUCCUCCCUGAUCCAAGAACAUAUUUAGGAGAACAGAAUGGAUUUGCAGCGGUGUUUUAA
This is a messenger RNA of Danaus chrysippus (African queen), 1503 nucleotides long. NCBI's taxonomy places the organism in Eukaryota, Metazoa, Arthropoda, Insecta, Lepidoptera, Nymphalidae. The record is from the annotation of a GenBank genome assembly.